This is a messenger RNA of Camponotus floridanus (Florida carpenter ant), 2937 nucleotides long. RefSeq lists its product as uncharacterized. Gene Ontology annotation, molecular function: aspartic-type endopeptidase activity. Gene Ontology annotation, biological process: proteolysis. Bases 1 to 2937 code for a protein of 978 amino acids. The transcript has a single exon. The record is from RefSeq and is a predicted model, not a curated record. NCBI's taxonomy places the organism in Eukaryota, Metazoa, Arthropoda, Insecta, Hymenoptera, Formicidae.
AUGAUCUCCAAGUGCCAGUCUGUGAAGACCUGUCUGACGUGCAAGAGCAAGCACCACACUACACUGCACGAAGCCUACACUUUGCCCUCCUCCAACGAGGUGAACGCCCUGUCUGCGAUGCACUCCUCGUCUGAGCGUAAAACGAUCCUCCUCGCGACAGCUCGCGUGCACCUCACUGACCGCGCCGGGGAUCUUCAUCCGGUCCGAGCGAUGCUCGAUCAAGGAUCCGAGGUGUCGAUCAUCUCCGAAGCACUGGUCCAACGGCUGAGACUUCCCCGCUCCCGCUCCUCAGUGUCCAUAAUCGGCAUCGGCGAAUCACGAUCCGGGUCAACCCGCGGGAAAGUGGCACUCAGUCUCUCCUCGAUGAUCACCGGGGCCAAACUCAAGGCCGUCGCCUUCGUGUUACCACGCCUGUCGGCCUAUCAGGGUUCUUCGGUGAAGAACCUCCCCUCCUGGCCUCACGUCCAUGGUCUUGAGCUCGCCGACCCCAGGUAUCAGGAGCUCGAUCCGGUAGAACUAUUGUUGGGCGCGGAAGUCUGCUCAACCAUCCUUGAGGUCGGCCUUCGCAAGGGUGGUCCUCAAGAUCCCGUCGCCCAGAAAACAGCCCUGGGAUGGAUCCUGUCAGGGGAGUCCAGCGCAGCACCCUUCCAAGGACCCCGUAACUCCUUGCAGUGCACUGUCGACCAAGAGCUCAAUCAGCUUGUGCACAGCUUUUGGGAGCAGGAAAGGGAACUCCCCUCCUCUGUUGCCCUUAGACCGGAGGAUCAAGAGUGCAAGACCCUCUUCAUAAGUACUCACCAGCGAAUGGCGUCCGGAAGAUACGUAGUACGACUCCCGUUUUCUUCCCCGCCAACGUCGCUUGGUGGAACCCGUAAACCGGCUGAAAGCCUCUUGUCAGCGAUGGACCUUCAGAGCAAGAGAGAUCCUGAGUUCGGCGUCCGGUAUCGGGAGUUUAUGCAGGAAUACGAGGACCUGAAACACAUGAGUCCUGUGAAUACGGUCGGUACCGCAGGAUGCUACCUACCUCACCACGGAGUCCUCCGCCAGUCCAACUCCUGCAGCAAGCUCCGCGUCGUCUUCAACGGGUCGCAACGUACCGCCUCGGGGGACUCCCUCAACCGUCAUCUGCUGAUCGGCGCCAACUUGCUGCCAGCACUAGCUGAUGUCCUCCUUCGCUGGCGCCGGCACCGCUUCGUGUUCGUCACCGACAUCGAGAAGAUGUUCCGGCAGAUACUCGUCCACCCUGAAGAUCGUCGCUUCCAGCGGAUACUCUGGCGUCCAAAGGCUUCCGGCAAGAUCCAAGAGUACGAGCUGAACACCGUGAUCUACGAGCUCGCCUGUGCUCCGAUCCUCGCUGUCCGCACUCUCCACCAAUUGGCGGCCGACGAAGAGGCACGAGCCCCAAAGGGAGCAACCGCUCUGCGCCAUGACUGCUACAUGGACGACGUGAUCACCGGGUCGGACACCUUGCAGCACGCGGUCGCCCUGCAGACGGAGCUCCGAGAGCUCUGCACGGCGGGCGGGUUUCCGCUGCGGAAAUGGGCCGCCAAUAGCGAGGCCAUCCUUGAGGGUGUUCCUCCCGAUCAUCGACUCAAACAGGCACACCAUUCCUGGGAGAGCGAGGUACACUCCACCUUAGGCCUGCGUUGGCAUCUAGCCAGCGACGACUUCUCCUUCGCCAUCCAGCCUCGAAGCACUGGCGAAUUCACUAAAAGGCGAGUCCUGGCGGAAACGGCACGGCUAUUGCAACGGCACCCCUUGGGAUGGCUCGCUCCUGUGAUCAUCCGCGCCAAGAUCUUAAUCCAGUCGGCAUGGUUGAAAAGGCUGGACUGGGACUCUCCGCUCCCAGCGGAGGACGCUCAGUCUUGGCAGCGCCUCCUCUCCGAGCUCCAUUUGCUGGAGCACCUCCGAAUAAGGCGCUGGCUGGGUGUCAUUCGUCAGGAUCCGACGGUCGAGAUCCACGGCUUCGCCGACGCGUCUGAGCGUGGAUACGCGGCCGUCGCCUACCUUCGCGUGUCCAGUACGGAAGAGACGUCCAUCCACUUACUGGCCGCGAAAAGCAAGGUCGCGCCGAUUAAGCCCGUGACGCUCCCACGGCUGGAACUCUGCGCUGCCUCCUUGCUGACCAAUCUCGUGCACCACCUCCGGUCAUCGUUGGAGGUGUCGGCGCCAGUAUAUCUCUGGUCCGACUCCAAGGUUGUCCUCCACUGGAUCAAGGGUCAUGCUUCACGGUGGAAAACCUACGUGGCCAAUAGAGUGUCGCUGAUCCAGGAGCGGCUCCCCGAAGCGCAGUGGCGACACGUCCCGGGUCAAGAGAAUCCUGCCGAUUGUGCUUACAGAGGGAUCGCUCCGAGGGAUCUGCUGAACCACCCCCUAUGGUGGGAGGGCCCCUGCUGGCUUCUCGGCGACUCGUCACUAUGGCCAGCCAGCGACGAGGCAUCAAUGGUCAGCGUUCCUGAAACAAAAACCACGGUAUUAACGGCCAUCGGCAAGGUCAGACCGGAGCCUGAAAUACUCCUACAGUUCUCGACACUGCAUAGGCUCUUACGUGUCUCUGCUUGGUGUCUUCGUUGGCGCCGGACCGCUCGUCAUCCUCCCAGCGUCGCACUGCUCUCGGACGAGCUUGACGCCUCCCUCAUUCGCUGGCUGAGAAUCGUCCAAGGGAUCCACUACGCCGCUGAACUAGCCGCCGUACGAGAGUCUCGCCCAGUGCCUCGCGGUAGCCACCUGGCCAGGCUGCAUCCAUUCAUCGACGACGACGGGAUCCUGCGCGUCGGCGGCCGCCUGAAACACGCAAUACUCACUUACGAUGAACGACAUCCUAUGAUAGCGCCGCCCACUUCAUGGCUCACCAAGCUCGUGAUAGAGUCUUGCCACCGCCGGACGCUUCAUGGAGGCACUCAGCUCACUUUGGGGCUCCUUCGCCUCCGCUUCUGA